Messenger RNA from Salarias fasciatus (jewelled blenny), 997 nucleotides. RefSeq names its product retinal homeobox protein Rx2-like. Gene Ontology annotation, biological process: positive regulation of transcription by RNA polymerase II. The record is from RefSeq and is a predicted model, not a curated record. Lineage: Eukaryota; Metazoa; Chordata; Actinopteri; Blenniiformes; Blenniidae. The transcript has 3 exons. The coding region runs from base 1 to 978 and encodes 325 amino acids. Gene Ontology annotation, molecular function: RNA polymerase II cis-regulatory region sequence-specific DNA binding; DNA-binding transcription factor activity, RNA polymerase II-specific.
AUGCAUUUAUCAAUGGAUACCCUGGGAAUGGUGGAUGAUAGUUGCCUGGACAGCUAUGACAUGGCCAAAGGUGCGGGUUCGAGCGCCGGCGGCAGGGUCCACAGCAUCGACGUCAUCCUGGGCUUCACUAAAGACCAGGACCCGCUGCUCCACUCGGUGGGAGGCGACGACGGCCAGAAGGCCAACGGCUCCAACUCCCAGGACCCGGAGAAGCAGGUCCAGUCCGACCCCUACGGACACCUUCCAGAGCUGGGAGACGGCGCCCAGCACUCGUCCUACCACGAGUCCGACCUCUUCUCCAACGACAAGUGUGAUGGAGAGAUGAGCAGCCUGCAGAAGGAGGACGACGUGGCCGAAGGCUCUCCGGAGAACAUCAAGGAGGAGGAGCACACCAAGAAGAAGCACAGAAGAAACCGGACCACCUUCACCACCUACCAGCUCCACGAGCUGGAGCGGGCCUUCGAGAAGUCGCACUACCCGGACGUGUACAGCCGCGAGGAGCUGGCCAUGAAGGUCAACCUGCCCGAGGUUCGAGUCCAGGUUUGGUUCCAGAACCGACGGGCCAAAUGGAGACGUCAGGAAAAGAUGGACACCAGCACCAUGAAGCUCCACGACUCCCCCAUGCUGUCCUUCAACCGUCCCCCGAUGGCCCCCAACGUGGGGCCCGUGGCCAACCCGAUGCCCCUGGACCCCUGGCUGACGUCGCCCAUUUCCAGUGCCACGCCCAUGCACGCCAUCCCCGGGUUCAUGGGCUCACCGCAGGGCCUGCAGCCGUCGUACCCGAGCCACGGCUUCCUCAACAGCCCCCCCAGCAUGGUCCAGGGGAUGCAGCCCAUGGGGCCGCCCGCCUACCAGUGUCCGCCCGGGUUCAGCGACAAGUACCCGAUGGAGGACGACCGCAGCUCCAGCAUCGCGGCGCUGCGGAUGAAAGCCAAAGAGCACAUCCAGUCCAUGGACAAGACCUGGCAACACAUGUGAGCCGAGACGCCGGAGCCGC